Chenopodium quinoa (quinoa) is the source of this 531-nucleotide messenger RNA. RefSeq lists its product as uncharacterized. Lineage: Eukaryota; Viridiplantae; Streptophyta; Magnoliopsida; Caryophyllales; Amaranthaceae. The record is from RefSeq and is a predicted model, not a curated record. The transcript has a single exon. The coding region runs from base 1 to 531 and encodes 176 amino acids.
AUGAGACACAAGCUAGAUGAACAAUUUGGAAGAUUUAUUGACAUGCUCAAGCAACUUCACCUUUCUCUACCAUUUACCGAAGUUGUCACAGAAAUGCCCAACUGUGCAAAAUUCCUCAAAGACAUUUUGAGUGGUAGGAGGACUUGUGAUGUUGUAGAGACGGUCAACUUUACCGAGAAUUGUAGUGCAAUCAUAAUGAACAAGAUUCCACCCAAGUUGAAAGACCCCGGAAACUUCUCUAUCCCUUGUGCCAUUAACAAGAUUCAAAUUGAUAAUGCCUUAUGUGACUUCGGAGCUAGUGUUAGCCUAAUUCCAUAUUCGGUCUAUCAAAGACUUGAAUUAGGGGAACUUUUUCCUUUUAACAUUACCUUGAAAUUAGCCGAUAGGUCAAUCAAAUUUCCAAAGGGUAAGGUUGAGGAUGUUCCUUUGAGAGUAGGGAAGUUUGUGAUUCCAGUGGAUUUUGUAGUUCUUGAAAUGGAUGGAGACGCUACCAUUCCUAUUAUUCUUGGUAGACCUUUUCUUGCUACAUAG